AGCAACGGGAACACCCCCAGAUCCCUUCAGGCUCAGGCAGGGGGAGAGAUAGGGGCCGAGCUCAAGAGCGCGGGCGAAUUUUGAUUGCAGAUAGAGAGAUGACGCUGGGAUCGACGACGACGACGCAGCACGCGUACGGAGAGCCGGCGUAUUGGGACAGCAGAUACCGUCAGGAUCCGGGGCCCUUCGAUUGGUACCAGAAGUACAAAACCCUAGCUCCUCUCCUUGAUCUAUACAUCCGCAGAUCUCAUCGCGUUCUCCUCGUUGGAUGCGGCAAUUCAACACUUGGGGAAGGAAUGGUUGGUGAUGGUUACCAGGAUGUUGUCAACAUAGAUAUAUCUUCAGUGGUUGUUGAAGCCAUGCAACAGAAGUAUCAGGGUAGACCAGAAAUGAAGUAUAUUAAGAUGGAUGUUCGAGAUAUGAAUGGAUUUGAAUCCAGUUCUUUUGAUGCUGUCAUUGAUAAAGGAACCUUAGACUCUCUAAUGUGUGGACAUGAUGCACAACCCAAUGCAAAGAAGAUGCUGGAGGAGAUAGGCAGGAUUCUCAAGGACAAAGGAGUCUACAUACUGAUUACAUAUGGAGAUCCGAGUUAUCGGCUGCGUUUACUCAAGGAUCUUCGAUUGUGGACUAUAAACAUGCAUGUAAUAGAUAGAAUGGAGAAGACUCCAGAGCUAAGGUCCUGGGAAUUGACUGCACCCUUGCCAAUAAAUGAAGAUGGAAGUUCGGUAUCAGCACUUCUAGGUGGAAACCCAGAAGUUCAUUAUAUCUAUGUUUGUACUAAGGAUGACUCACUCAGAAAGCACCAAUAGCUCUGCCAGCUGACCUGUCCAGAUAUUCUUUGAUGUAUACGGUAGAAAAACGAGGUUAAAUUCUUGAGGGUAAUUUAUUCAUUUAGUCCUCAGGAUCAUUAUUCAUUUGUUUUGAAGUUGAUCUUGCUCGUACUGCAAUCUUCGCAUGUGAGCUUGUUGAUCGUGCUAUGCAUGUAUUUAUAAGUUUUACAUCUGCUUCCGUUGGUUGCAUCUGAGCAUUUUAUGCAUUGAAGAACGUAAUGUGUACUAUCAGUGGUAGUUUUGCAGAAAAAAGGUACAUUCAAUCGUCAGACUUGACGAGCUUUCAUCUUCAAUAAAUUUGUAGCAGCAGGCUUUGGAUUUGCAUUA
Asparagus officinalis (garden asparagus) is the source of this 1157-nucleotide messenger RNA. Its product is annotated as methyltransferase-like protein 13. Lineage: Eukaryota; Viridiplantae; Streptophyta; Magnoliopsida; Asparagales; Asparagaceae. Bases 99 to 809 code for a protein of 236 amino acids. Gene Ontology annotation, molecular function: S-adenosylmethionine-dependent methyltransferase activity. The record is from RefSeq and is a predicted model, not a curated record. The transcript is spliced from 9 exons.